Capra hircus (goat) is the source of this 2973-nucleotide messenger RNA. RefSeq names its product OTU deubiquitinase with linear linkage specificity (gene OTULIN). NCBI's taxonomy places the organism in Eukaryota, Metazoa, Chordata, Mammalia, Artiodactyla, Bovidae. The transcript has 6 exons. The record is from RefSeq and is a predicted model, not a curated record. Gene Ontology annotation, biological process: protein linear deubiquitination. Bases 175 to 1107 code for a protein of 310 amino acids. Gene Ontology annotation, molecular function: cysteine-type deubiquitinase activity.
CAGGGGGCGGGCGGCGGUGACGCGCGCGGAAGCGUCCUGGGCACGGUCGCUAGCUGGCGGGCAAGCGGCGCGGCUGAGGAAACGGCCGCGGCCCGGGCGCCCCGACGGGAGGGGCUCCGGAUCACUGGGAGGCGGCCGAAGCCCUGCGGCGCCGCCGCCGCCAGCUGUGGCCCCAUGAGUCGGGGGACGAUGCCUCAGCCCGGAGCGUGGCCAGGAGCUAGCUGUGCCGAGAAGCCGGCAUGGGAGGCGGGGGCCGCGGCGCCGGAGGGCGGGAAGUCUGCGGCCGGCGGGCCACCGCGGGUUGCGGUGCGGUGCCCGUCCCAGCACGAGGAGGACAUGUAUCGUGCGGCGGAUGAAAUAGAAAAGGAGAAAGAAUUACUUAUACAUGAAAGAGGGUCAUCAGAACCUAGAUUAAGCAUAGCUCCUGAAAUGGAUAUCAUGGACUACUGCAAAAAAGAAUGGAGGGGAAAUACGCAAAAAGCAACAUGUAUGAAAAAGGGCUACGAGAAGGUGUCUCAGAAAUUCACCUCCAUUAGGCGAGUCCGUGGAGAUAACUACUGUGCACUGAGGGCCACACUGUUCCAGGCCAUGAGUCAGCCAGCGGCGCUGCCCUCCUGGCUGCAGGACCCGGAGCUCACGCUGUGGGCAAGCCUGGCUGAACUGAGAACUGCGGAAGCAAGGCAGAUGGCUUGUGAUGAACUGUUCACAAAUGAAGAAGAGGAGUACAGCCUCUAUGAAGCUGUAAAGUUCCUAAUGCUGAACAGAGCCAUCGAACUCUAUGAUGAUAAAGAGAAGGGAGAGGAAGUGCCGUUUUUCUCUGUGCUUCUCUUCGCUCGGGAUACGUCGAGUGACCCUGGGCAGCUGCUGCGGAACCAUCUGAACCAGGUGGGGCACACUGGCGGCCUGGAACAGGUUGAGAUGUUCCUCCUGGCCUAUGCUGUGCGCCACACCAUCCAGGUGUAUCGGCUCUCCAAGUAUGGCACUGAGGAGUUCGUCACGGUCUACCCCACCGACCCCCCCCGGGACUGGCCGGUGGUGACCCUGAUCGCCGAGGACGACCGGCACUACAACAUCCCUGUCCGAGUGUGCGAGGAGACCAGCCUAUGAGCUGCGCUUAGCCCGCCUGGCCACGUGGCUGAGGGGCGCAGGCAGCCCCUCGCUGGGGCCUUGGGCCUGCAGGUCCCUGAGCCUUUAGCCUCACCAGACUGGAAUGUUCUGGGGACUAGCUUUGGCAAAUCAUAAGUAACCACGAUUUUUAACCCCUCAUCUGUGACACAGUACGUUCCCAUGGGGGCCUUCAGAGCACACCUGUUAAAAGGUGCAAACUACACCUCCUCCAUAAAACAGAUACUUUUAUAUCAGAGGAGUCGCAUCCUGGACAGAAAAGUGUCCAAAGCGCGCUCUCAUAGUAAACUGGCUUUCAAUUUUUUUUUUUUUAAAGGUGGUAACUUUUGUUCUGGUGGUCACGGCGUCUGCGGUGCCCUUUCUCUACAUCUAUGCAAUCGGUUCACGCGGUGGAAGUCAGGGGCAGAGCCUGCCAACAGCCCAGCAUCCUCUGCUAGUCUCACCCAGCAAUGGUGUGAAUCCACAUGUUAAUUAAAGCUCUUGUAAGCUGAGUGUCUAAUAGAAGAAUCAACUGGUCCAAAAGCGAGCUGCUUAAAGGCUGGAGAUGGGGUUGUAGGAGGAAGCAGCGGCCCCAGGACUCUUGCUCUGCCAGGACGUGCCAGGUGCCUGUGGUUUCGGACACCCUGGCUUGGGAGCCUGGUAUGGGGGUGGGUGGUCGGCAGGAAAGCCCCUGGGAUCAGGGGCUGUUCCUUCAUCUCCAGUUCCACAGAUUCACCAUCAUCUAGUCAGAGUCAAGCUUAGACCCGUGUGCGUUUUUAGCGGAAGCCAAGGCCAGUUGAUGAGUUUCUGGAGAGUGCUUUCAUUGCCAGGUUCCUGUCCCGCAUCUGUUAGGGGGGAUGAGUUAGCAGCAGAGGGUCUCUGGUUUUCAUGAGUAAGUUUUCAGGUACAAGAACAUGCUUAACGCUGACUGCAGAAGCAUGGCCGAGCUGCACCCUUGGUUGAGUUUGGGAUGCCCAGGGGAGGCAGCAUUCUGGCCACGAAUGGUGGCCUUGCCUAGUCAGUCACAGGCUAGGGUGGUGGCUGAGAGGUGGGGGUGGGCUCGGGCAGCCCACCUGAGCCUUGUCUGCAUCAGGGCCCAAAUCCCUGUGGUGUGUGGACACCUCACUGUUUCAGACUAUCAGCAGCACCUGGAUCGGCUCAGUAUUUGUGGAGAUGGUGUUACCCUUGAAGUACUGAGCUUUAUUCUAUAAUAAUUAUAAUCUUUAUGUGGUUUAAUGCAAUAUAGUUGAUAAGCUAUCUAAUCUGUUCUCCCUCCCCCCACCCCACCCCCAGGGACAGAACUUUUGUGAAAAUGUAAGUUUUGCUUUUAUUUAAAAAUCAAAAUUUUCGGUUGAGAAAAAACUCAGAGGACACAGAAGACUAUGCAGACUGUUAGGCGAGUAUCCCUCCCAUUACCUCAUCAGUAGUAUUCACAUUGUGGUAGAUGCUUAACUCAUUAGGGCGGUUGAAUUGAAUUUUACUCUAGAUGUGUGUGAAUGUGUUGGAGAGGCUUUGUCUUUCACUGUGAAAUGCAAUGGUGCCUCGAAUAUGAAUAAGAAGGUAUCUGGAAACCAAAUGAAAAUAAUGACUUCCUGUUGGCUUGGAUGCUUCAUUUUAUGUUACAUGAUUUUCAUGCAACUUACAAGAGGAAAUGCUUACCAGUUCAUUCUUGAACAUGUUUAAAAGCACAACUUCAAACACUUCAGUUGUACAAGGGAGUUGGUGUCUGUGUCCAUCAAACCGCUGGCAGAUCUCCUCUGUUGAGUUUAGUGAUACUCAUGAUCUCUGCAUUUUUGAGAAUGUUCUAGUCUUAGUGAACUUGAUCUGGGCUUCUGGGUAGCUCAAUUACAUCUCAUAUUUUUUUCUUGU